AUUCAAUAUUUGCGGCUGAGACGAGCGACUUGCAAGAAAGGGAGCAUCACACUGAACAAAAGAAGAAACUGCACUGAUACAGUUGCUGUAAAAUCUGACUGACUGUGAAUGAUAUAAUGUGUCUUCUGUCUUCCUCGUAUUUCCUAUGGUACAAAAAGACUCAAAUACAGUUCCUAUGGAGAAACAUACAUACACUACAAGAGAUUUGCUGUUUUCACAUUUCUUUCAGGCAUAUUUCAGACUCUAUUUCUCUGAUUAAAACAUCUAGUUACAACUUAGGCAUAAUU
Molecule: messenger RNA, 287 nt
Organism: Geodia barretti
Lineage: Eukaryota; Metazoa; Porifera; Demospongiae; Tetractinellida; Geodiidae
Source: the annotation of a GenBank genome assembly